GAGGAAGAGAGUUCCAGACGGCCGCAGAAGCGCAUCUAAAAGUUCGCUGCUCCUUGAGAUCAGCACGGUAUUGUGCUUCCUUUGUGAUUUUGUGGCAAUGGCAUGAAACGAACUUGCUUGCAGUGGCAGGAUGGGUGGGAAAGUGUUUUAUUUUUUACCUACGUGACUUUACCGAAUAAAACCAAAGAGUAUGGAUCAUUGCAGUCACGAAAGCUUCAAAUCUAGAAAUGGGAAAGUGUUGCCCCCUAGUGUAUGCAGCGGACACCAUUUGAAGGGAUCCAAGAGGUAGCGCUGGUAAAUGCUUCCGUGGGCUGCUCUCCAAACAUGGAAGAGUUUCACUGGCUUGUGUUGGCAUGGUACAUGUUGCUAUGUUUGAUUCACUAUAUAUGCACGAUAUAUUAAACAAGUGCAUUAAACGUGUUGUCGACUUUUGAAUAUAUGCAAAUAAUUAAACAUAAAAAUAGGUAAUAUAUUGUGCCAAUUCCGAUGCACAAUGUUGAUAACUGGAAGACUAUUAGCUAUCAUAAGCACCAGCGCUCAACGAUGACCACACCUGACAUGGAGGGCAUUAUAAGGAAGUCAAAACAGCGGGCAGCACUUUCCUACGACGAGCUGUGCUGACUUCUCGUCUGUGGUCAAACGUUACAUUUCCUGAGCAGGAAUGUCAAGCCCUCUCCCCGGCCUGUUUCCCAUUAGGAAGCUCUCAGCCCUACAUUCAUGAACCAGUCAGACGAAAUGUUGCCCAACCGUGAAACGCUAUACCAUUUGGACUGUUUGGAUUGUAAUAUGAUUCACUUUGGAAAAUUCUGUUACUGUUUGCCCAAUAGCAAUGGAGCCAGGGUUACUUUUGAUAAUGUGGGAUUAUUACACGCAGCAGGGGCUAUAUUGAAGGGCCCAGACUGCAGGUUUCCGUGACGGCGCUAGGGAUGAACGCUGGUCGCCUGUGCCGAUGAGCAGCUACGAAGCACGCAUGAAGUGCAAGGAGUGAGGUCCGGACAGCCGUUCCGCUCGCCCAGUCCCAUGGCGCAUGGAUCCUGACAUUCUCAAUUGGCGAGGGGACGAACACAGCCAAAGCCUCAAAAUGUUAUUCCUGUCGCCUCCCUUCUACAUCGCGAGGCAUAUGGUGUCUCAGUUCCAAGCCCGGCUGUGCGAGGCGAAGAAAGCCAGUAGCCCGCCGGCCUGCCCCGAGCACCAAGAGGUCAACUUCGAACGAGCCCUCGUGCGGGAUUUCAUCACCCAGCUCAGGGAGGUGGCCGGGCUGGCACAUGAGGACAUCCUGUGCGGGGUGCGAGUUCCAGACGAGCGGCACAGCUCCCGGCGUGAUGUCAGCGUGAUCGUCUUCACGGGAUCUGGACUCUACUGCAUUGACCUGAAGACGUGGUCGGGUCUGGUGACCCCGCGCCAGGGUCACUGGGAGAUCCAUGAUCCAAGGGGUGGCAGUUGGCUGGGCGGCGGCUACACGCCAUGUGUCGAUCCUGUGAAACUCAUCAAGCUGAAGAGCGAGCAACUGCGCAAGCACCUAAGCGGUCUCGGGGUGGAGCUCCACAAGGAAGCCGUGCACGCCCGCCUGCUGCUGCUCAACCCGGCAUGCGAACUGCAGGUCCCCAGCACGGAGCUGAUCCCCAGCACGGAGCGCGAGCCGGUGGUGGUCCAGGCCGUGCAGGUGGCCGCUUUCGUCCGCUCGCUGCAACGUGGGUGGAUGGCGCGGGUUACCGACUCGCUCACGCCGCACUGGCUCAACGGACGGCUGUCGGCGGAUGCUGUGCGGCGAGCGCGGGCCGGGCUGCGCGCCCUGGGCACCUGGGACGUGCUGGAGCUGCAGGGUGGACGCCGCCUUCUGGGCGACUUCCACAGCUGCUCCCACCUCGGCAUGGAUCGCGCUCACAUCGAGACGCUGGAGUUCAAGCACCAGCACAGCGCCGUCCUGGGCUAUCUGUGGGCGCUGCUCGGGUACAUGCCCACGGUGUCCGUGCAGAUGUAUGAACGAGGCACAGACGGCUGGGCGUGGCGCCCCUCGGCUGGCAUCACUGUGCUGCCUGCCAGCGCUGUUCUGAUCUUCCGCGGCUGCGGGGAAGCUGAAGACUCACGUGUGCCCAUCACCCAUGUGAGCCGCGUGCUACUCAGCCAAUAGCAGGGCUUGACCCGUCCUCUCGUCUGCCACCCCCCCAUCAGUGUUCUUCACUAAUUCUCAAAGGGGCCACUUUUACCGAUAAGACAUCCGUGAGGGCCGCCACACAUUUGAAACCAUUGAGUUUGACAGCAUGUGGUGUUUUCAUAUUCGUGGGGGCUGCACUAAAGGCCACCAGGGGCCACCAAUGGCCUGUGGGCCUUGCAAUGAAGAACACUGCUCUAUAAGGAGGACCGCUACAAUUCACAUCUUAAUCUCACACUAUCGUGAAUUAAGAGGAAGCUGUUAUGAUUCGUGCAAUUGUCACCGUAUGCACGUGCAUUCUUUCAUUAACUAUAUUUUUCAUGGCCUCGGAAAAGAAAAAAAAUGGGAUAGCUCACUGCUCUACUGAAGUGCCAUCGUUAUUAUGGUCCGUUUGCUACGGUACUCCACCAUAAAAAUCUUAUUGACCAAUACAGAACAUUUCAUUCAUGGGUUGAAGAAUGUGCAAAGAAAAAAACACAUCUUCACGUGACGUAUCUUGAGAAAUUGCAGCAGUAGUUCAAAAGGUCCAUACAUUUCAGUUUAGUCCUCAUAUCUGCUUAUAUUCACAAGCUUAUCGCAGCUCAUUGAAUCAAAUCGGUAAAAUUCAGAAAAUCUGAAUGUCACACCAACACCCAGUGCCAUGUACAUAGCUUCACUGUUCCAUACACAAUGGCAGAUAAUUUAGUUUUUUUUAAAUAUCAGCUAUAUUCACUUAAAAUGUUAAUGCUCUCUAAAUUAUAAGACCAGUCUAUAGGUGAAGCACCCUCUCCAUUCGAGUUUGCUCCAUCAUAUUUCACGAAUGUGGAUUUAGAAUAAACACACGUAAGAAUUA
Molecule: messenger RNA, 2984 nt
Organism: Petromyzon marinus (sea lamprey)
Lineage: Eukaryota; Metazoa; Chordata; Hyperoartia; Petromyzontiformes; Petromyzontidae
Source: RefSeq, a predicted model, not a curated record